This is a messenger RNA of Vespa crabro (European hornet), 2560 nucleotides long. RefSeq names its product zinc carboxypeptidase-like. The record is from RefSeq and is a predicted model, not a curated record. The transcript is spliced from 5 exons. Lineage: Eukaryota; Metazoa; Arthropoda; Insecta; Hymenoptera; Vespidae. Gene Ontology annotation, molecular function: metallocarboxypeptidase activity; zinc ion binding. Bases 857 to 1810 code for a protein of 317 amino acids. Gene Ontology annotation, biological process: proteolysis.
CCUCUCGGAUAUUCCAACCUACGAACGAUUACCUUUUUAUCUGUCUAAUUAUUUCUUUCACGAGCUAUUUUUUUCUUUUUUACUAUUUUCUCCUUAAUAAUAUCGUAUAAUAUCGUAACAUAUUUUUUUACGCUAAAUCUUUACGCUUUUUUUUUUGUUUUUAUUAAAAAUCGCCCAUCUAAUUAGAUGUCAAUGCGUAUUUUUACGUCAUGACAAAAAUUAAUAUCUUUCGAAUAAAUGCGCAUGCCUCCAUUUUACUGCACUUUUCUUCGUGACAUUUUUUUCAAAGAAGAUUUAUACAAUCUUAUUUGCGUUUUCAUGGGGAACUCUAUAAAUUUAUUUGCAAACGUGAAAACUCAUAUUCAAAUGACAUUUAUCAUAGGAUCGUGGUAUUAUUUCGCAACAAGAAAGAUAAAUAUAUUGUGUAAUAAGUUAUUUAAAUUAUACGAUAACAUAUUCCACCUACAAACGGACAAAGAUUAGAAGAAAUAUUCAUUCGUAUCUAAUUUUACGUAUCUCACGUAUGCGAUAGCUCUUCUCUUCUUCUUGCUUUUUUUUUUCUUUCUUUUUUUUUUUUCUUUCUUUUUUUCUAUCGUGGUUAUGAGAAGAGGAGUCGUCCUGGAGUACAUAUAAAGCCACUCGAGGAAUCGACGAAAGAUUUUCCAUUCCACGUUGAAUCGCGCCAGAACGCACUUUGAGAGAGAAAAUAUAAUUUCCGGUUUUUCGUAGAUUUUGUAGACGAGAACAGUGAUAGAUUUAAAAUGUAAGAAGUCAAACGGUAAUACAGGCAAUCAAUGAAUUUGACUGAGAUCGAAGGAUUUUCAAAGAAACGAUUUAAUCAUUUGGAAAACUAUUUAUGACGAUGAGGAUAACGACGAUGAACCGGUUAUACGUUUUCCUUUUUCUCGCGAGUAUCUCUGCAUCGGAAAAGAUACGUUACGACGGUCAUAAACUCUACAAGGUCCAUGUUGAUAAUUACGAUAGUUUGAAUGCCUUAACGAAUAUGCAAGAAGACGAGGGUUAUAAUUUUUGGAAUUUAACGAGGAUGAAUGAUUCCUCGUUAAUCGUCGUUGCUCCAAAAAGAAUCGAUGAGUUUGAAAAGAUCGUUAACAGUAACAAAAUGUCAGCCACGUUAAUGAUGGACGAUCUUCAACGUUAUAUCGACGAAGAGAAUCCGAACGUCGAUGGGAGACGCACUUUUGAUUGGACAGCUUAUUAUAGGCUCGACGUGAAUCGAUUGUGGAGGAAGAAUUUGAAACGAUACGGGCUGAGAUGUAAAGGCGUUGAUCUCAAUCGAAAUUGGGAAUCUCAUUGGGCAGAAAUAGGAACAAGUUCUAAUCCCUGCGCUGAAACAUAUCCAGGACCCAAAGCAUUCUCUGAAAUCGAAUCGAAGUCGAUGUCAAGGUUUCUGAAAAGUAUACCGGAAAAAUUGACGGCUUAUCUAGCCUUCCAUAGUUUCAGCCAAUUGUUGCUUAUACCGUUCGGUCAUAGCAACGAAAGAAUCGACAAUUACGACGAUCUUAUGGAAAUAGGAAAGUUCUCCGUCAAGGCUCUAUCCAAGAGAUACGGUAUCGAUUACACCGUUGGAAACGUAGUCGAUGUUAUUUAUCCAGCAGCUGGUAGUUCGAUGGAUUGGGUUCGUGCCGCGAUUGGUCCUCGUAUAACUUACACGUACGAGCUUCGUGAUAAAGGCCGAUACGGUUUUUUGUUACCAGCUAAUCAAAUCAUUCCUACGGGAGAGGAAACGAUGGAUUCCUUGAUCGGCAUGUUUCAAAAAGCAUUGGAUCUUGGAUAUGGAUCACGACCAUAAUUAAUUCACUUUAACGUUCUUGCCAUACAAUUGAAAAGAAAUUUUAUUUAUAAAUUUCUUUCUUUUACAUUUAAUAUCGCAUUUAUUAAAUCACUUUUGUCUUUUAAUAUUAUCAAUGAUAUAUUAUAAGUAACAAAACAUUAUGUGAAUAUCAACAAUAAUAUUAUGUGUAUAAAAGCCAAAUGUAAAUAAUGGCAUCAUCGAUCGUCGACUGUUAAAAUAUUAUCGAGCUGUUUUGAUUAUAAAAUCGAGUGGUAAGAUAAGUGUCCUUAAUUAAGAAAUGGAUUUAAUUAAAAAAUGAACUAAAAUACUUAGUAUAUCUAAUAAUAAAUAGAUUACAUUCUAAUAUAUCAUAUCAUCCGCUCCGAAUUAUUCCUAAUAAUCUUAUAGAUUUAUAUCGGUCGUUAUAUAUCCACGAAAUGCGUUAUCAAGAGUAACAUGACCUGAAUAUUUCUAAUUAAUCCGUUUUAUUUGAUUCUUCCAAAGAAAUUAUUUUAUUCGGUAAAUUUUCAUUACCAAUUAAGAUUCUCUCCAACCGAAGAAUCACGUGAAGAAUCGUUAAUCUGUGUGUGUGUGUGUGAUAAGUAAUCACGUUUAAAAUAAAUAGAAAUCUUUUCAAUAGAUUAGAAAGUAAUUAACUAACGACAUUGUAAACAAAAAAAGCCGAUCGAUCAUCAAUGCGACGAGUUUUUUGUAAAAAUGACCGAUAACAAUAUUAACGACGGAAAAUACAUACUCGGCUAAUCUCCA